Tripterygium wilfordii is the source of this 2587-nucleotide messenger RNA. RefSeq names its product inactive glucose-1-phosphate adenylyltransferase small subunit 2, chloroplastic. Gene Ontology annotation, biological process: glycogen biosynthetic process. The coding region runs from base 828 to 2294 and encodes 488 amino acids. The record is from RefSeq and is a predicted model, not a curated record. The transcript is spliced from 9 exons. Lineage: Eukaryota; Viridiplantae; Streptophyta; Magnoliopsida; Celastrales; Celastraceae. Gene Ontology annotation, molecular function: glucose-1-phosphate adenylyltransferase activity.
UUUUUUAGUUAGCUGGGGAUAUAAGGGUAUUGCUUCUAGUAGGAAUUGAACUACUCAGUAUCUUCCAAAUCCAUACAAUUUGAUCCCACGUGAGAUUUACCACUAGGCUAUCACCCAAGAAGAAGUUUGGUCGAGGAUAGAUGGUCAAAGAGGUAACUUGUUUUUGAUUUAUAAGGGCCUUUAGAAUUAGAACCAAUAAUUGAUUAAACAGCUGGAUAAUUAACCUCUCCAAUUUGCUUCCCUAAAGGAAAAAGGUCACUUAUGGAGAUGUAAAAGCUGAGACAACACCUACCUUUAUGCUUACUCCAUUCCAAAAUGCCCAACAUUAGGCUUAUUUGUCCCUUAAAAAAAAUGCCAAAGAAGUAAGUUGAACAACAAGCCACUAUUAAAUGAAGUCUUUUGGUACAUUUGGGUAGCCCUAUAUCACAAAAAGGUGCAAUCUAGUGAUGGAUGUGGUGAGUAUGGUAUGUUUACUUCUGAAGAUCAAGGAAAACAAAUCUAACUGAGGAAUAAAGAGCAAAAGGCAAAGAAGAAGCUUAGAAUCAAAGUUAGAUAUAGCAGCAGACAACCAAGAACCACAAACACAUGAAUCUUACCUUAGCUUCACAUUUUCAUGUUUGUAUGUCUGUUUUUUUGGACAAUGUAAUGUUGUCUGGUGUAUCUUAGUAUGACAGUAUUUUUGUAUCAACUAUGCAAUAGCCAUGAAGAAAAGAAAUCCAAAUAUUCUCUUCCUGUUCAUCCUUUUAAAACAAAUAUACAUCUGGAAGGGAACCCAUCAAUCCACAUCAAGAGAUCAAAACAGAAGGAUUAAUUAAGUUAAGACUGUCAUGGUGUUAUUGAAGUCUUAUUCUUGCAAUCCUGUGAAUCUCCAAGCAAAGCUUCCCUCUCUGGGAUUGCCUCAUUGUGUUCAAAGAUGUUCUUACGACCCGUCUUCUUCUUCCAUUCCCAGGUUGCACAUUUCCAAUUCUCAGGAGCCUCAAAAUCCUAUUCUGCUAUUCCCUACAAAUGUAGCAGCAAUAGUAUUUGGAGAUGGAUCAGAGUCACGGCUUUAUCCAUUGACGAAGAGAAGAUCUGAAGGAGCAAUACCAAUAGCAGCAAAUUACAGACUCGUCGACACGGUUGUGAGCAACUGCAUUAACAGUAACAUCAACAAGAUCUAUGCACUCACACAGUUUAAUUCUACUUCUCUGAAUUCCCACCUCUCAAGAGCUUACUCCGGAGUAGGUCUUGGAAUGGAGGGAUUUGUAGAAGUGAUUGCAGCUUAUCAGAGCCUUGAAGACCAGGGCUGGUUUCAGGGAACUGCUGAUGCUAUGAGAAGAUGCUCCUGGAUACUAGAAGAGUAUCCGGUUUCCGAGUUUUUGGUGCUUCCUGGUCACCAUCUCUAUAGAAUGAACUAUCAGAAACUUAUAGAAACUCAUAGGAAAGGAAAGGCUGAUAUCACUGCUGUGGCCUUGAGUACUGCAAGAAACCAGGACCCGGGUUUUGGCCUUUUGAAAAUAGAUGCAGAAAAUCAAGUACUAGAGUUCACAGUGAAAUCAGAGACAGAACCGUCGAAGUACAUCUCAGUCCGCAGCUCAAGAAACCCGGUUGAGAUUGCUAGUAUUGAUAAAUGGAGUAUGGGAAUCUUUCUCAUUAACAGAGAUAUAAUGUUGAAGCUUCUCCAUGAACAUUUUCCAAAGGCAAAUGACUUCCAAAGUGAAGUAAUUACUGGUGCAAUAUCAAGAGGAAUGAAGGUUCAAGCUUAUCUCUUUGAUGGAUACUGGAAUGACAUGAGAAGCAUAAAAUCAUAUUACCAAGCAAACAUGGAAUGCAUAGAGAAAUCAAAUUUGGGUUAUAACUUCUCUGAUAGAGAUUCUCCGCUCUACACUAUGCCGCGAAAUCUGCCUCCAACGCUUAUAAGUGAUGCUGUAAUUACAGACAGUAUCAUUGGAGAUGGCUGCAUUAUCAAGAGAUGCAAGAUCAAAGGGACAGUAAUCGGUAUGAAUACGAGAAUCGAUGAUGGAGCUGUAAUCGAGGAUUCAGUUAUCAUGGGAUUUGAUAUCUGUGAGGUUGAAGGGGUUCAAAGAAGCAGCAGAGAUGGGAAGGGCAAUGGCAUCAUCCCAAUUGGGAUUGGAGAAAAUACUCAUAUAAGAAAAUCUAUUAUAGAUAAGAAUGCAAGGAUUGGCAAAAAUGUUAUGAUCAUUAAUAAGGACAAAGUCCAAGAAGGAGAUAGGGAAGCUGACGGAUACAUCAUCAAGGAAGGAAUAGUUGUUGUUCUGCAUAGUGCAAUCCUCCCAGAUGGCAGCAUUUUAUGAUCAUUUGCUAAUAUUUUAUGGUUCAUACCAUUAUUUUCAUUUUUUAAAAAAAAUUUGUGACCAGCAUUAUUUUCAGUUACUUAUUUGAUUAUUGAAUAAUCAAUGUCAGAAAUACAAAAUCUCCCGUAUGGAUUAAGUAAGAGCCAAUCGUGUGUCUUAUAAGUUCAAGUUCAACUCGUCUCAAUUGUAGAGGGCUUGAAGGGUCAAAGUGGAUAAUACAUCUACAAGUUGUUUGAGUUUGAUUUUUUUACAUGGUAUCAGAGCAUGACACAACUAUGAUGUCUUGUUCACUU